This is a messenger RNA of Diabrotica balteata, 219 nucleotides long. NCBI's taxonomy places the organism in Eukaryota, Metazoa, Arthropoda, Insecta, Coleoptera, Chrysomelidae. The record is from the annotation of a GenBank genome assembly.
AUGGUACCGUUAUUUUGUGUUGUAAUUGCAGGAUUAUGUGGGUUAGUGGUAUCGGCCCCUGCACCCGAAGAAACUGAGUUUUAUACAACGAAAUAUGACCAUGUAGACGUAGAGAUGAUACUUAAUAAUAGGAGGUUGGUUAACUAUUAUACUGCUUGCAUGUUGAGCCAAGGACCGUGUCCUCCGGAAGGAUUGGAACUUAAAAGUAAGUGUGUUUAA